Molecule: messenger RNA, 3161 nt
Organism: Prunus avium (sweet cherry)
Lineage: Eukaryota; Viridiplantae; Streptophyta; Magnoliopsida; Rosales; Rosaceae
Source: RefSeq, a predicted model, not a curated record
AAGAUUCCAAUCCAAAAACCAGCUUGCUGUAUAUAUUUUUUCUUCACUUCUCCCCCUGUCACUCUCUCAGUCCCCCAACUUUCCCAACACAUUUUCCUUCUCCCCAAACGCUAUCCUCACCUUCUCUCACCUUCAGCUUCCCAUGAAAACUUCUCCUCUCUCCUUUUCUCAAUCCCUUUCCUCCAUUUUCACUCCACUCUCCACCAAUCAAAAUUCAGCCAAGCCAUUGCCUUCCUUGUGAAUUUGUAGUCUCAAUCCCGAGCUCAUGUUCUAGAUGAUUCUGUGCCGUUCCUGCUCAAAUUAGGGUUUCGAGCUAGAUUUCGACGACGCAAUGCCUUCAGGAGCCGACGAUGGGGCCCAAUACUCUUUUGCUAUAGAGUACAAGGGUCCUCCGGUCAAUUACGAUCUGCCCCGGGCAGUUCCGAUCAACGUCGAUAGAAUCCCGGUGGCGGCGGUGGUCGGACCGGUCUCGCUGCCUGAGAAACUCACCUUACCCGUGGUCCAGCCCGUACUGGCACCCAAAACCUUCUCCAAGGAGCUCAAAAAAUCUACAGUCUCUCCCACUUCCGUUUUCGAUCGAAGCAGCGAGGACGACACGAAGGAAUUGGAAGGCUCGGAAUCGACGGUUUCGCCGACUUCGGUGAUUGGAUUUGAGGAGAGAGUUGUGGAGAGUGGGGUUGGCUGUGCGUUGUCUGGUGAGUUGAGUAGCUCUGGUGCGUUGGAGUUUUCGAAUGGGUUAAAUUACAGGUCGGGUGAGUUUUCGGAUGUGAAUAAUGGUGGGAAGGAGAGUCUGGACUUCAAUAGCGAUUCGAAUCAACCCGAACCUGAUCCUGAUUGGGCCUCAACGGAGUCCGUUUUGAGCUUGGACUAUCCGUCGUCUCGGGUUUCAUCCAGUAAGGCCUUGGAUUGUGAUGUACGACGGCCUCCGCUUGUGACGUUUCGGGACAUUGAGUCUGAUGAUGGUGUUGAUGAAGAGGAAGCUGAGGUUGUACAGGCCAAGCGGGAACCUCAAAGCAAAGGGAAGAAGAAGACGUGCUAUCGGUGUUUUAAGGGGACCAGGUUCACUGAAAAAGAGGUUUGCAUUGUCUGUGAUGCCAAGUAUUGCAGUAGUUGUGUGCUUAGAGCAAUGGGGUCGAUGCCCGAAGGUAGAAAAUGUGUGACUUGCAUUGGGUUUCCUAUUGAUGAGUCUAAAAGAGGGUGCUUGGGAAAGUGCUCUAGAAUGCUCAGGCGGCUGUUGAAUGAUUUGGAGGUUCGACAGGUGAUGAAAGCUGAAAAGUUUUGUGAAGCAAAUCAGCUGCCGGCGGAUUAUAUUUGUGUGAAUGGACAGCCUCUUUGUCAUGAGGAGCUGGUUAUAUUGCAAACCUGCACAAAUCCACCAAAGAAGCUAAAACCAGGAAACUAUUGGUAUGAUAAAGUUUCUGGUCUUUGGGGAAAGGAAGGGCAGAAGCCUUCUAAGAUAAUUAGUCCCCAUCUUAGUGUUGGGGGUCCCAUCAAGACAAAUGCUAGCAAUGGAAACACACAGGUUUACAUAAAUGGUCGGGAAAUUACCAAAGUAGAGCUUCGGAUGUUGCAGUUGGCAGGGGUUCAGUGUGCUGGUAACCCACACUUUUGGGUGAAUGAGGAUGGGUCAUACCAAGAGGAGGGCCAGAAGAACACUAAAGGAUACAUAUGGGGAAAGGCUGGAACAAAGCUAGUAUGUGCUGUCUUGUCACUACCAGUCCCUUCUAAAUCUUCAAAUCCUUGCGGAGAACCCCUGAACUAUGUGGGUACCAGAGUCGUUCCUGAUUACAUUGAGCAGAGAAUACUUCAGAAGAUCCUUUUAGUUGGAUAUAAUGGUUCCGGAACAAGUACUAUAUUCAAACAGGCCAAGAUUCUAUAUAAAGCUAUCCCUUUCUUGGAGGAUGAGCGUGAAAAUAUCAAGUUCACAAUACAGAGCAAUGUGUAUGGCUACCUUGGUAUACUCCUUGAGGGCCGUGAGCGGUUUGAAGAGGAAUGUUUGGAUGAGAUGAGGAAACAAUGUUCUUCCAGUCAAACAGAUGCCAAUGCAGGGAAUAAUGACAAAACUCUUUACUCCAUUGGGCCGAGGCUGAAAGCAUUCUCUGAUUGGCUUCUCAAGACUAUGGUGUCAGGCAAUCUGGAAGCCAUUUUUCCAGCGGCUACUCGUGAAUAUGCACCAUUGGUUGAAGAGUUGUGGAAAGAUUCAGCCAUUCAGGCCACAUACAAGCGGAGAAGUGAAUUGGAAAUGCUACCUAGUGUUGCUACUUAUUUCUUAGAGAGGGCUGUGGACAUAUUAAGAACAGACUAUGAGCCCUCGGAUCUAGACAUCCUAUAUGCUGAAGGUGUAACUUCAUCUAAUGGGCUAGCUUGUGUGGACUUCUCAUUUCCCCACUCAGCAUCUGAAGAUAGCAUCAACACUAGUGAUCAGCAUGACUCUUUGCUUAGGUACCAACUUAUUAGAGUAAAUGCAAGAGGACUUGGAGAAAACUGCAAAUGGUUGGAGAUGUUUGAAGAUGUUGGAAUGGUCAUCUUCUGCGUGUCCUUGAGCGACUAUGAUCAGUUUUCUGCCGAUGGGAAUGGGUCUUUCACUAACAAGAUGUUGCUGAGCAGGACUUUCUUUGAAAGCAUUGUUACUCAUCCAACCUUCGAGCAGAUGGACUUCCUUUUGAUUCUAAACAAGUUUGAUUUGUUUGAGGAAAAGGUAGAACGGGUGCCGUUGAAUCAGUGUGACUGGUUUGACGAUUUUCAUCCAGUGAUUACCCGUCAUCGCUCGAAUAGCAACACCAGCAGCAACAACAUUAAUAGUAGCCCCUCAUUGGGUCAUCUAGCAUCCCACUACAUUGCAGCAAAGUUCAAGAGGCUCUAUUCUUCUCUAACAGGGAAGAAAUUGUACGCUUCCGUGGUUAAAGGCUUGCAGCCUGAUAGCGUGGACACAGCUCUUAAAUAUUCGAGGGAGAUUUUGAAAUGGGAUGAAGAGAGAGCCAAUUUCAGCUUUGAUUAUUCGGUCUAUAGCACUGAGGCAAGCUCCUUUUCACAUUGAUGUCAAAACUGAAAAGGCUUGUAAAUGAGUUUUACUUUAGUGUGACAUUUAUCAAUUCCACUGUGAAUAUAAUGGUUUGUAUAUGAGCAAUAGAAAAGAUCGUUGCCUUCAACCAGGCCUAGCA